This is a messenger RNA of Cyphomyrmex costatus, 4100 nucleotides long. RefSeq names its product kinesin-like protein 98A (gene Klp98A). The record is from RefSeq and is a predicted model, not a curated record. The transcript has 16 exons. Gene Ontology annotation, molecular function: ATP binding; microtubule binding; phosphatidylinositol binding. Lineage: Eukaryota; Metazoa; Arthropoda; Insecta; Hymenoptera; Formicidae. Gene Ontology annotation, biological process: microtubule-based movement. The coding region runs from base 1 to 3930 and encodes 1309 amino acids.
AUGGCAUCGGUGAAGGUGGCCGUGAGGGUUCGACCCUUCAACAAGAGAGAGGUAGCGAUGAACGAGAAGCUGAUCGUACAGAUGAACGGCAAGAGGACGCGGAUCUUCAACACCAAGACACCGGAUAGCUGCAGAGAUAUCGACCGUGGGAAGUACAAAGACUUCACGUUCGAUCACUCCUACUGGUCCUUCGAUUCAAACGACGAAAACUAUGCGUCCCAAGAAGAGGUUUUCUACGAUCUUGGUACGGACGUAAUAGAAAGUGCCUUCGAGGGCUACAAUGCCUGCGUUUUUGCCUAUGGCCAGACAGGAUCCGGGAAGACCUUUACGAUGAUGGGCACGCCGGAAUCUCAGGGAUUGAUACCACGAAUUUGCAAGACGCUUUUCGCUAGAAUGGCAGCAGGAAAGGAAAGUGGGGCGUCAUAUAGAACGGAAGUAUCAUUCCUAGAAAUCUAUAACGAAAGAGUAAGAGAUCUGCUUAGACUGGAUCAAAGCCAAUCUCAUUCGCUGAGGGUACGAGAACAUCCCACGGGAGGGCCUUAUGUCCAAGAUCUAUCAUGUCAUCUCGUCUAUGAUUAUUCGGAUAUUCAGGAAUGCAUGGUGAGAGGUAAUACGCACAGGACCACAGCCAGCACAAAGAUGAACGACGUGAGUAGCAGGAGUCACGCGAUUUUUACGAUAACCUUCGUACAAGCCGGCCUCUCGGAGGGCAACAUGCCAUCGGAAACUGUUUCCAAAGUGCACCUUGUCGACUUGGCUGGAAGUGAACGUGCGAACGCGACUGGAGCGACGGGUCAACGACUCAAGGAAGGCGCGCACAUUAACAAGUCGUUGGUAACUUUAGGCACUGUGAUAUCCACGCUCUCUGAACUCAGUUCUGCCAGCGGUGAUGCGUCCACCACAAAACGAAAUACGUUUAUCCCUUAUCGCGACAGCGUGCUCACGUGGUUGCUGAAAGAUUCCCUGGGCGGCAAUUCCAAGACUAUCAUGAUAGCGACUAUCAGUCCGGCGGAAUGCAAUUACAACGACACUCUCAGCACUCUUAGAUACGCUAAUCGCGCGAAAAACAUUAUUAACAAGCCGACUAUCAACGAAGACGCAAACGUGAAACUCAUCAGAGAGCUCAGAGCGGAGAUAGAAAAAUUGAAGUCUCUUAUUGACAAAAAUAUGAGCGUGGAAAAACCGCCGCAAGUGCUGUUGGCUCAAAUCCAAGAGAAACAAGAACAAGAAAAGGUAUUAACCGAAGAAUGGACUGAAAAGUGGCGAGAAACGCAACAGAUUCUGCAAGAACAAAAAGCGCUGGGGUUACGAAAGAGCGGAGUCGGUGUCGUUCUCGAUUCGGAAAUGCCGCAUCUAGUCGGUAUCGAUGACGAUUUGCUUAGUACCGGCGUUACAUUGUAUCACUUAAAGGAGGGGAAAACACUAGUAGGCACGGAGGAAGCUCCCGUUGUCCAGGAUAUUGUAUUGACCGGUGCGGAUGUGGAACCGGAACAUUGCGCGGUCGAGCUGGAUAGUGGCGUGGCGACGCUGCAUCCACUCUCACCCCAUUGUUGGAUCAAUACUGCCCAGGUGGACAAACCGACACGAUUAUCGCAAGGAUGUAUCAUACUCCUGGGUAGGAACAAUAUGUUCCGCUACAACGAUCCAGCUGAGGCAGCGAAACUCCGCAAGGAAGGCGGCUCGGGUAACGGUAACCUGCAAUCAACGGUUGUCAAUCUAUCGAGGUUGUCGCUCUUAAGUUGGAGUGUCUCCGAUCUGCACGCGUCCUGUUCUAGUGACAAUCUCUUGAAUUCAAGCGAAGACCUCAGAGCGGUCGAGGAGUUGGAACAACAAAAGGCCGCGCUUCUGAAGGAAAAGGAAGACUUUAAAAGGGAACAAGAAGAACGCGAGGAAAGAUGGACUGCUAGAAGGGAAGCGCUAGAAGGAGCCCAACGCGAAUUAGAACGCGAAUGGGGAGCGCAGUGGAAAGAAUGGGCGGAUGCUAUUGCGGUCCUGGAGUCGCGUCAACGCGAGCUGCGCGCGAGACGGCAUGUCCUGGAGCAAGAACGACGGGACGAAAUGACGCAAGUAGAAAGUAUAUGUAGGGAAGUCGCCUAUCUGCGCACAUUAUUGCAGUCCAAGCAUCGACAAUUGCAAGAGCUCGUCAACAGUCAGGAACGUGUACAAACUUGUCAACCUCGGUGGGAAAAGACAGACAACGGUGCCGGUAGUGAUGACAGUCUACCCGAAUCUUGGUCUAGUCUCAACGACGAAAAGUGCAUCGAGAGUGUCAGGGAAUUAGUGAAUCAUCACAAAAAAGAGCUAGCCGCUUUGGAAAACGAGUUGCAGAGCAAGGUGAAGUCUCUAAAUGAACAUCAGAGUAAAGUGGAUAAAAUGGAGGAGGAACUGAUGGAGAUCGCGAAAAGGCAAAAGCAGAUAUUCAAGGCAGAACUGGGAGAUGAAGAAGUAACAGAGAAAAAACUGUUACUGGCCAAGCGGACGCAGGAACAGCUUGAAGAAAUCGAACGGCGUAAACAUAGUUUAUCGUUGGAUUUAAAACGUACUACGCCCGCAUUUCUGGAAGACGGCUGUUCAUCAAAUGAUUGCGACGAGGCUUUCAGCUGUAAUACCACAUCUUUUCAAGAAGUGAACAAUAGGAAACAUCAGAUCGCCUCAGACUUGAAUUUAUUGCCGCAGAGUAUACCGAGCUCCGAUACCGUGGAAACAUUUCACACGGCAGCGGCUGAUUCUCCAGAACUUCGCAUAGCCUUCGAUGUCAACACGACAUGUAUAAACGAUCUGAUGAAGGAUAAAUCAGCAACUGAAGAUCGAAAUGACAGCUCAUCCGAAAUGGAAACUAAAAGCACGACAAAUGCGAAUAAAGCUUCCAUGGAGCUGGUAAGUGACGAAGGAAAGGUACAACCACCCACGGUGUCCACUAUUUCGGAAAACAUGCUCCAAGAUACGUUGGAAUCGCCGAUACAGCAAAAUCCGGCAAUGAAAAGGCUGAAUCAAAGAAUCGCACGUCAACGGAUGAUGGUUAUGAGAUGCUUGGACACCGGUACCCCAUCGAAGGAGGAUCUCAAUCGACAAAUAAUGAUACUACAGGAUCUGCAGAGACAGCAGAUCGAAUUGGAAGUGUUUCUAUUGGAGGAUGAACGUAAAAAUCAUUCCACGAGACGGCUCCAAUGCGACGGUGACAAUAUCCAUAGUGAUAUACUCAUCAACGAGACCGAGGACUAUGUACAGAAUGAACCAAAUGCUUACUGUAGUGUAAUAGAACCUACAAAUAAUAGUUCUGCCACUCUAUUAACGGUAGCGCAAACCAGAUCUCAACUUUUCAGGAAUAACAGGCCUAAUACUAACGAUCAAGAGACUUUGUCAGAAUCGUUAGCGUCUAAAAGAUCCUCCAAUCGGGGUUAUUCAACAGUUUAUUUGACGAGUCAGAAUCGCGGCGACCGUUUGAGUAGUCCGUAUUCUUUGACAAUCACAAGGUCUCUGCCAUCGUUAAUAGCGAACGACAACGACUGCGUGAUUAACAUGAUCGUCAGCGUACCAUCAUAUGUGAUACGCGGAGCCGGGGCAUCCAGCCAUUAUGAAUACGAGGUACGAGUUGUGGCACAGGACGACAGCUGGACACUACUACGUAGAUACAGAAGAUUUCGAGAGUUGUACAUAUCGAUGCGACAGAAAUAUAGUAGUAAGGUCGCUGCGAUACGAUUCCCCCCACGCCAAGUCUUUCCAAAGUAUGAAGUCGUAGCGAGACAACGUCGGAAACGCCUCGAAGAAUAUCUUCGCCGAUUAAUUCAAGUUUGCUCGGAACUGCCGCACUGCGAGCCCCUAUACAAAUACAACGGCAAUCUUAGCAACAUAAACAAACAAUCUUUAUUGGAGUUCAGCCCGUUUUUCAGGCGCGGUAUGUUCGAGAGCGGCAAGUACGGAACUAGCUAAGAUACUAUCGUGCAAUUCUCACCUUUUCGAAUGCCGAAAAAUGAGUGAGAGAAUUGAAUAAGUAAGUGAAAUAUGAUAAAUGUUUAUUAUUUAUGAUAUUUUUGUCAUUUUCUUUUCUAUUUACAAAAAUGCAGUAGCUAUAGCAAAAGAGAUAUUGGAUGAAUUGAGUA